UACAUCCUUGGGCGACGUUGGGCGGCUACUGGCCGAUGGGAUGCAUCUACCGGUGGGUUCCGUGGGCUGCGGGGAGAAUUACGGCACCGUUGGAUCCCACGAAGGCGCCGGCCCGUGCGGUCCCUCCCUGGCGCCGCUGCAAGGUGUAAACAGCAGGUACCACCAGGUAGACGACGCCGACGCCGGAGGUGGAGGCGGCGAGAUGAGCGAGAGUGCCGCCGUCGGCGAACUAUGGUGGACCGAAAGACUCGUCGGCGAAGCGCAGGCCGAACAUCCUGGAGAACUGGUCAGGACAGGAUCGCCGUACUUUUUAUGCAGUCAACUGCCAACUCAUUGGCGGUCCAACAAGACGCUUCCAGUGGCGUUCAAAGUAGUUGCUCUUGGCGAAGUUGGCGACGGAACUCUGGUGACGGUCCGCGCGGGCAAUGACGAGAACUGUUGCGCGGAACUGCGAAACUCCACCGCGUUGAUGAAGAAUCAAGUCGCCAAGUUCAACGACCUUAGGUUCGUCGGUAGGAGCGGUAGAGGAAAGAGUUUCAGCAUCACCAUUACCGUGUCGACAACGCCGCCCCAAGUGGCGACCUACACGAGGGCGAUUAAAGUAACCGUCGAUGGACCACGGGAGCCGCGAUCGAAAACGAGGCAGCAACAUCAGCAAUUCCGUGCGCUCGGCCUAGGACAAAGACCUUUCCUCGACGCGCCGACCUCAUUCAGGUCUCAUCUGCGAGAACUCGAAUCUUUCGGGAGGAAUAAGCAUCACCAUCAUCACAGUGGCAGUCACUUACACGACCAGCAGACCGGCAACAAUGUCACCGCGAAUUCGGUUAGCGGUGCCUGCACCAACCCCAACAACACCGACCCGACCGCAUCGCCGGCUUCCAGUACACACCUCGGGGCUACCGGCGGCUCCUCUGCUCAUCAGGAUUGCUACAAACGCAGUCCUCAACACGGCGAUACGGGUGUAGGUACCACGGAAUGGACUUAUCCAUCUACAGCGCCGACUUAUCCGGCUCCUCCAGUCAGCAGCAGCGGGUCCUAUUCCCCUUUACCAGGCGGUGCGUUCUCGUAUCCAGGAGAAUCAUUGUCGCAUCAUCCGACGACGGAACCGGUACCAUUGCCAACCGUACUUUCUUCGGAGAAUCAGCAGGAUACCUAUACGCCGAACUGCGUGUCCAUGUACUCGGGACACGGCACUUCGCCGACCACCUCCUUGCCGCUGGUGCCGACCAGGCCGAGCGACCCUGACAUCUUCGCCGGCAGUGGUACGGGCAAUGCCGGCAGUCCCGGUUAUCACUACGGUUCCUGGACACCUGGCCCGGCCACUCCGGUCCCGGUGGCCUCCCACAAUUACAAUCCCAAUUAUCAAGGUUACUACAACAAUCCGAGUCAGAAUUACAUCACAGGUCCGACGCCUAUGGUCCUCUAUCCUCAGCUCUACAGCACCGUUAAUCAGAAUCAGAUUCAUUUACACCUGCAUGGCGAUCUGAGCGAGGAACAGGUCACCAUAGCGGGCGGCAAUCUCACCAUCAGCAGCAUCCGAGAGAUCGGCGUGCUCGGGGAGGAGAGCGAGCAAAGAAACGAUGUAUGGAGACCAUACUAAGAGAAGAAGAGGUAUCUACCGAUAUGAUUAUACAAAAUCGUCAGCGACAUUAUCGUGCGUGAAUUUUUAAUACGCGAGUUUCUGAUUGUGGCAAUAUAAUCUCUGAUUAGUGCAGUGACGACAUAUAAAUAUCGACGAAGAAAGAUAGCAGGAUGUACGAUGAAUACUUUUUGGGAGGAAAAACGUGCGCGAGACACUCCAUCAUUUGCUGUCAGCCAACUCCUUCGAACAUUCGCAACCAUCCGUGCGAGUUGUCGCAACUGUGAGAACUCAGUUGGAAUAAGCGAUAUCCGGUGUUUCGUAAGUAAGUGAUCGCGUAUGAAAGUGAAAAUUAUUGACUCGUUCACGUCGAAUAUGUGAGAUAAAGUAGAGAAACUUUGGUUAAAAAAAAAUAAAAUGCACAACUUAUGAAAAAUCAACGAGAAAAUCAACGGGUUAGAUCUCGAAUUUCUUUCGACUCAUCUCGAUUAAUCGAAAUGUGAGACUAAUCAGUGACUAUUCGCUCGUUUUCGAUAUAAAAUUGAGCCGUGAGAAUACCGUUUGAUUCUUGAUAUUAGUCAAACGCUGUAACGUUGUAAAUACACAAAUAUUUUCAGAAAUGAAAUAAAGUCUUGCCCGAUAGGUUCC
Messenger RNA from Formica exsecta, 2227 nucleotides. RefSeq names its product protein lozenge-like. Gene Ontology annotation, cellular component: nucleus. Lineage: Eukaryota; Metazoa; Arthropoda; Insecta; Hymenoptera; Formicidae. The record is from RefSeq and is a predicted model, not a curated record. Gene Ontology annotation, molecular function: DNA-binding transcription factor activity, RNA polymerase II-specific; RNA polymerase II cis-regulatory region sequence-specific DNA binding; ATP binding. The transcript has 6 exons. Gene Ontology annotation, biological process: regulation of DNA-templated transcription. The coding region runs from base 41 to 1600 and encodes 519 amino acids.